ACGGAUAGACAGACGGAUGUGAUCAACACACUACCACUUUUGGGAUUCUAGCUAUUUUUAUAGAUCAACAGGAAAGAAUCGAAGCGAAAGGAGAACACACUUUAAGGAACUAACAAGCCUGUACGGAUUGACGGGAGGACUGGAGGAAGCGGAGAGAGGAAGAGGGUAGAAUGGAUAAACCAAACACAAUUUGAGGGGUGAAUUUGAACAAGUGACUUUUUUUUGCAGUCGAUCUGCUGCCAGGCCUCAGACCUGCUAGACUCGAGUUUCUGGUGUUCACCAACUCACAGUCAUUUUCUCAGCGCCAGCCAGUUGACCGGUGAAGUCAGCGCUGUCGGGAAGAUUGGUGAUGAUCCACUUUCUGCCUCGCCAGAAGUGUCUGGGCCAUCGCCGUUAGAGCUCCUUGUGUGUGCAGUGGCACAGACAGUGAGUGUGUAGUAAUCCUAAGGAUGACACCCGCACUUUACUCCAUCAGAUAGCGCUCAGUGAGGUGUGCGGUGAAGCUCAUCACGCUUUGUCUCUUCACUACAAACACACAUAUUUAACAAAUAUACAAACACACCGACGAUGCAUUGGAUCCUGACAAUCAGAGGAGCUCUGUCCGGACCUUAAACACAGCAGACUUUCAGAUCAGUGUGUAUGAGUGUGUGUGUGUGUAUCUGGAGAGCACCCGGUGGAGCAUGUUCGAAAGGGAGAGUAAGGCAGGUGGAUGCUGCGCGAUUCCACUUUUUGAUAGGCUGUGAUUAUUCUGAGGAGUCUAGAAUUAUGUAAAAUCACUGUCCAUUUACGCUACAGUGUGUACAUGAUAGCAUAUCAAAAAUAAUUCUCUCAUUCAAGCAAAUAAUGGUAGAUGCCUUGUGUGAGUAAUGCGCAAGUCUCUGGGGUAAAGUAGCAGACUGAAAUGUGUAAUAUUUGAAACUAAAGCGUCUGACUGCUGUGUGCUCCUAGCAGGUUGGUUAUUCUACACACGGCAAGCAUUUCCACUCUCUGUCUUUAUAGCGCGGUACUCGAGCUCAAUGGAUUUUAUUUAACCUUAGCUAUCUCCAGAUGAGUUGUAGUGAGAUAGUGUUUCUCUCCAGAGGCCUGGCCGGUUUGGUUAUAGCUCAAAGGGAACAUUGACUCCUGCCCGCCGAUUUGUCGAGUGAGAAGUGCGGGAAACCCUGUUUUACUAUACAAUACAAUACAAUGUCUUCAAGAGUGAACAAUGUUGCCCUAUAUUUCUCUGUCUCUCCUUGAGGGCAUGGCAAUGUAGGUAGCUCUAUUUCAAAAGUUAGCACUCAGUCAACAUCAGUAGAAAUACACUUGACUCAGCCUGUAUCCGACUGAAAUAUUGUAUUAUUGAUGUUUUCUUUUCCUUAGAGCAGUGCGGUUUGACCUACACGAGACAAGCAAUCUGUUGUUGUGGUUAAUUGUGAAGGGCGCUGAACUAGCUUAGCUCCAACUUUGACACUGCAGUGUAGCCCACACUUACUGAUGAGCUAAUUAAGUUGUCCCUCAUUUGGUUGAAUAUCACAGCUGACAUUACUGAAUUCCCUCUCUGGUAUAGAGCAUAGUAUUUCAUGUCUGCUUUGGUCACAUUUGGUAUUGUUUUUUGUGGUUUAUUGAUCUAAGGCACCAGUCUCAGGAGGCUCAGAGCACUGUGGUAGAAACAUAGGUAGCCUAGCAGUGUUUGCUUUGUUGUUGUUUUGCUUUGAUGGAACUGAGCAGCUUCUGCACUGUAUUGGUUUAAGACAAUUCAUGUCACACGUUAUAUCUAAGCAGCACAAGGUGCUAAAGUCAACAGUGGUACUCUCUGUUGCUCUAUGCUUUUCACUGUGUGCAUUGUGAUACAGUGUCUAAAUCGCUAGCUCUGUUAGCGCCCUGAGCUCUAGCCAAGUGUCUAGUGGAUUGCGUGCAAGCCCUGGCUACAGUUCAUUUCUACGUGACUUAGCAUCUAAAGCAGUUUCUUUGCAUGUGUUGUGUUCCAGCACAUAAGAGUCCUUUCUUUAAGUGUCCUCAAACAACAACUUCUGUCUGAUUGUAAUGCAGUAAAGCUGGGCAGUUAGUCUGUGCACGUGUCUGCAGCAUUACAGUUGAGGACAUACACAGUGUUAGUGUGUGUGUGUGUGUGUUUGUUUGUGGACUAGCUUGUCUUUAGCAGUGCAUGCAGGGUCACAGAGGAGCCAUUGAUCAAACGUGCACAUCCACAUACACACACUUCUAAAUACACAAUGAGGCCUGUCCGGAGCUCUGUCCUCUGUCGCCUCCUCCCUACCCCCUUCUCUCCGGCCCUACGCAGCCUGGUCCUGGUCCUGCUCUGCCUUACUCCCCGUUGUCAGGCGGUGCAGGCAGAGAAUGUGACAGUCUUGGAGGGAGGUACGGCCCAGAUCUCCUGCCGCCUGCAGAACUACGAUGGAUCAAUCGUGGUUAUCCAGAAUCCCCGCCGGCAGACGCUCUUCUUCAACGGCACGCGAGCCCUGAAGGACGACCGUUUCCAGAUGGUGCUUUUCACCCCGAGGCUGGUGCGCAUCACUUUGACCAACGUCAGCGUGUCGGACGAGGGCGGCUACUUCUGCCAGCUCUACACGGACGCCACUCACCACCAGGUGGCGACGCUCUCCGUCUCCGUGCCCCCGGAGACGCCCACGGUGGAGGUGAAGCAGGAGGCCGUGGAGGGGGGGGAGGUGGAGCUCAGCUGUAUGUCUCCACGCAGCAAGCCGGCCGCCACCCUGCGCUGGAUGCGUAACGGACGGGCGAUUCCAGGUGUGGUAUCCCAGCAGGACAACGCCAAGACGUUCAGCGUGUCCAGCACCAUCCGGAUCCCCGUGGAAAGGAAAGACAACGGGGCGGCGCUGAGCUGCGAGGCGUCUCACCCGGCGCUCAGCGGGCAGAAGAGGAUCCGACACUAUCGCCUGGAUGUGUAUUUUGCACCAACAGUGAGAAUUGUUCCUCCACCUGGAAUUAUGCGAGAGGGCGACUCGCUCAGCCUGACCUGCUCCGUCACUGGGAACCCUCUGCCCAGGAACAUCCAGUGGUCCAAGAUUAACGACACCUUACCUGAGAGGGCGGAGAUUUCCGGCCCCACAUUUCAGAUUUCCCGCCUCAGCCAAUUACACAACGGGACGUACUUGUGCCAGGCCCAGAACAACUUUGGACGCGCUGCCGAUCAUUACACCCUGCUGGUGUACGAUAAUGUGUCAGUCACUACCACGGUCCCUCCCACUCCCACCACCCAACCAAUCACCUCCCAUCCCGUCACCCCAACCCUCCUUACACUCGUCUUCUCUUUUGACCCUAAAGAACCCGGUGCAGUGGUAGAGACUCACAGUGCAGUACCAUAUGCAGUGAUAGGGGGCGUUCUGGCACUGCUGGUUUUCACCGUCAUCUGUGUCCUCAUCGUCACCAUCUGGUGCUCCGUUCGACAGAAAGGCUCGUACCGUACACGAGAGCCUAUUCUUGCUUGGUAUUGACCUAACAAUCAGUUAACUAACGAAUUAAUCAGUCACAGGUUCCUAUCUUACCCAUGAGGCCAGUGGGUUGGAUGAACAUGGUGAGGUGCAGGAAGCUUUCCUCAAUGGGAACGACGCCAGCCAGGGCAAGAAGGAGUACCUACUGUAGCCCCUAUCCCCUUCUCUUCUGACCUCAAUCCCCCUUAUCCCUUCCCUACCCUGUGUACCAUCUUAUAUACAGUAUACACACACACACACACACACUUCAAUACAAGCGCCAUUACAGGCAGCCUUUUGAAAACGACUGUAUACAGAUACUGCACACAGCCAAUACAUCCUGCUUCAUUCUACUCCACAGCCUCCAUGCACACACACCCAGAGGCAGACUGAGAAAAAGAGAGCCUAUACACCCAGCAGCCACUAACGACUGUGCCAUAUACUGUAAGUCGGAGAUACUAGGGAGAAUGGAGAGAGCGGGGCCGGGGUGAAUGUAGACAAUAACGAAAUGAUGCCGUUAUUAUUUUUGAUCAAGGUGGAAGUGGGGAGCACAAAGAAAACAGGCACUCUGCCAGUGCAGCCGCCAAAAGUGGAAGGGGAAUUAGAGGCAGAUGACUGCUAUAAUUCCAUGCCUGGAAGACCAUUUAUUUCACAAAGCUCAAUCUUUAACUGAUGGGGACAGGGGGAGCAGUAUGUGGGGAGGGAGGGGGAAAUGAGGAGGGGUUGACCAGAAGCUAUCGAGCGAUACACGGUAGAAAAUUGAAUUUUUUUUAAAUUGUCAGAACAUCUUUCCAACAGAGUGCAACUCGUAUAUAAUUCCCUACCAACACUGGAGUGUUUAAGCCCAGAGUCCCAGGAAGUAUCCAGAGUUUUGACGAAACUUACUCCCUACCCAAUCAUUGGUAUAAAAGGAACCCUAUUUUAAAGGUGGUUCUAAUUUAAUUAACUCUCCUCCUUCCUCUACAUUCACCUGUUACAGUCCUCUCCCCCGCUCCAUUAUAUCUCGCUUUUUUCUCCGUCUGCCCCCCCCCCCCCCCCCCCCCCCCCCCCCACAAUCGCUCCUCCUUUGUUGGCUCCUAAUAAUGUAAGGAUUAGUGUGGGCUGAACAUUAAAGAAAGGCUUAAUUAUUUUAGAAUGUCAUUAAGAGGAUAGAAAGGUUUAAAAGUCUUGAUAAGAAGGGCAAGGGGGAGUGAAGGAAUGAGAACAAAAAAACGGAUGGAUAUUUUUUCUGAAUGCUACCACACAUAUGCAGAUACAUGCACUCAUUCAUGCGUACAGUAAACAUGUUGACAGAACCAGUAUACAUAUCUCUGAAGUACGUAUUUGUAUAAAAAAAGAACAUCUACAUAAAUUAAAUGAAACUUUUAAGAAAAAAAAAUCUGUUUACUAUUGAAACGCAUUAUGAAGCAUCUAUACUAACACAGAAUAUUAGCCUAUAGAGGUGCAAAGCCGAACAAACCACUGUCCAGUGAUCUUUAAAGAAAAUAAAGAAAAGAAUAAAAAAAAAUAUCAUUGUCUUUAUGAGAAACCAGAGGUCUUAUCGAUUUUUUAAUUAUUAUUAUUAUUUGAACAAUUAUGAUUGUUGUUAAUGUUAUUAUUGCCGUUGUUAUUAUUAUAAUUGUAAAUGUUAAAGAAAUGUACACUUCCCAUGGUUUGUUUUUGGUUCUACUGUAGAGAAAUUGCUGUCUUUUACCUUUCCCCUCUUUCCCUUUCUCUCUCUUCGUCUCCUGUGCCUAGUCGUCUCUUCUCCUGUCUUUCACUACUGUUUACUUUAGAGUCCAUGUGUCAUUGUUGAUAUAUAGCUAACUAUUUCUUUAUAGGGGAAAGAUACAAAGCACGACAAAAUAAAAAAGAAUUCAAAAAUAA
Gymnodraco acuticeps is the source of this 5291-nucleotide messenger RNA. It is a transcript of the gene cadm4, whose product is annotated as cell adhesion molecule 4. The coding region runs from base 2211 to 3449 and encodes 412 amino acids. Gene Ontology annotation, molecular function: vascular endothelial growth factor receptor 2 binding. Gene Ontology annotation, cellular component: cell-cell contact zone. The record is from RefSeq and is a predicted model, not a curated record. Gene Ontology annotation, biological process: regulation of Rac protein signal transduction; negative regulation of peptidyl-tyrosine phosphorylation; regulation of wound healing. The transcript is spliced from 10 exons. Lineage: Eukaryota; Metazoa; Chordata; Actinopteri; Perciformes; Bathydraconidae.